Salvia hispanica is the source of this 2088-nucleotide messenger RNA. Lineage: Eukaryota; Viridiplantae; Streptophyta; Magnoliopsida; Lamiales; Lamiaceae. The record is from RefSeq and is a predicted model, not a curated record.
AAAUUACCAGUUUUUAUUUUGAAUAUAUAUCCCGCCGUCACCAUCGCCAUCGCCAUCGCCGUUGUCGUCCACUCAUGGCCGCGACUUGACAGUUGACUGACAGAGAUAAGAAAUGGGAACUGAAUCUGAUGUUGAGCAAAGAAGCUACUGGAGAUUCAGCAAGCAAGACUUCUUCCCGGAGAAAUCUUUCGAGAAUUUGAGCACCUAUACCUCCGCCCUGUCUCAGACCAGGCUCCGGCUGAAGGACCGCCUCCUCAGCCGCUCCGAUGAAGCAACAGAGCUCGUCUACCUCCGCAGACAGAGCGAGCACAGCAUGAAGCGCCAGCUCAACUGGUGGGACCUCAUCUGGUUCGGGUUUGGCGCUGUCAUCGGCACCGGCAUCUUCGUCCUCACCGGCCAAGAAGCUCACGACCACGCGGGCCCCGCCAUCGUCUUGUCGUACGUCGCUUCCGGCCUCUCAGCCAUGCUCUCUGUCUUCUGCUACACCGAAUUCGCAAUCGAGAUCCCUGUCGCUGGAGGGUCUUUCGCUUACCUCCGCGUCGAACUCGGCGAUCUCGCGGCCUUCAUCGCAGCCGGAAACAUUCUCCUCGAAUCCAUCAUCGGAGGAGCCGCGGUCGCCCGAGGCUGGACGUCCUACUUCACCACGCUCCUCGACCGCCACCCGAACUCGCUGCGCAUCCACACCAACCUCGCCCACGGCUUCGACCUACUCGACCCGCUGGCCGCGGGAAUCCUCAUCCUCGCAGCCACGAUUGCGAUCACGAGCGCGAAAAAGACCUCGUACCUCAACUGGAUCGCGUCGGCCGUGAACACGGCCGUGAUCAUAUUCGUGAUAGUUGCGGGAUUCGCUCACGCGGACGCCUCCAACCUCAAGCCUUUCGUCCCCUACGAGGCCACCGGGGUCUUCCAGGCCGCCGCCAUCGUCUACUUCGCCUACGGAGGAUUCGACAACAUCGCCACCAUGGCCGAGGAGACCAAGAACCCGCAGCGAGACAUCCCCAUCGGGCUCCUCGGGUCGAUGUCGCUGAUCACCAUCAUCUACUGCCUAAUGGCGCUUUCAUUAGUCAUGAUGCAGAAUUACACCGAGUUAGACACCAAUGCUGCUUACUCCAUAGCCUUCCAGAGCGUCGGGAUGAAAUGGGCCAAAUAUCUCGUCGAUUUAGGCGCCCUCAAGGGGAUGACUACGGUCCUCCUUGUCGGGGCCCUCGGGCAGGCUCGCUACACCACCCACAUAGCCCGGUCCCACAUGAUCCCGCCCUUCUUCGCGCUCGUCCACCCCAAGACCGGGACUCCAAUAUACGCGACGCUCCUCGUCACCAUCCCGAGCGCCGUGGUCGCCCUGUUCUCGAGCCUCGACGUCCUGGCCAGCCUCCUUUCUGUCAGCACUCUGUUUAUUUUCAUGAUGAUGGCGGUGGCGCUGCUGGUGCGGCGCUACUACAUGCCCGGGGUGACUUCCCGGGCGAAUGCGGCUAGAUUGGCAGCGUUGGUGCUGCUGAUCAUAGCUGCCUCAAUGGGGACCUCUGCCUACUGGGGUUUAAAACAGGGCAGGGAGUGGGUGGGGUAUGCGGUGACGGUCCCGGUGUGGUUGGCGGCCACGCUGGGGAUUGCGGUGAUGCUGCCGCAGGAGAGGACGCCGAAGGUGUGGGGAGUGCCGAUGGUGCCGUGGCUGCCGUCGCUGUCGAUCGCGAUGAACGUGUUUCUGAUGGGGUCGUUGAGCGGCGCGACGUUUGUGAGGUUCGGCGUGUGCACGGCGAUCAUGCUCUUGUAUUACGUCUUGUUCGGUGUUCAUGCGACCUACGACAUGGCGCAGCAGAUCAAGGUGGAAACGGCCAAGAUCGAGGACGAAGCCGAGGAAGUGAAACCUUCUCCUUAAAUUGGCUGACUAGACGUUUCUCCUCCCACCAAUAGGUCAAGUAUAAUCAAAUGAAAAAAAAAAAAAAAUUAUAAUCAAAUGAUAGAUAAGGAAUCAUUGUUGCUCCUUUUGUAUAUUAAGAAACUACUCCUUCAAUUUAGUUUUCAUCGUGAACUGACGUCAUUGGUUACUUACUUCAAAAAGGUACAAAUAUCUAUGUUUGAUAUUUUUAGAUA